Clonostachys solani is the source of this 201-nucleotide messenger RNA. The record is from the annotation of a GenBank genome assembly. Lineage: Eukaryota; Fungi; Ascomycota; Sordariomycetes; Hypocreales; Bionectriaceae.
AUGAAUCAAUUAGAGUAUCUGCGUGCUGAAGGCGGAAACGUCUCCUCGCGUGCCAUUAGGUCGGAGGGCGACCUUGAGAUCGGCAGUGUUGGUCUCGAGGUCGUAGAGAGCCUGAGCAAUGUUCUGCUCAAGCUCGGAAGGGUUCUGCCGCGAAGGGCUGUUGGGGGCGAUCUUGUUGAGGGCGCUCAUCUUGACUGCUGA